Ipomoea triloba (trilobed morning glory) is the source of this 2284-nucleotide messenger RNA. RefSeq lists its product as uncharacterized. The record is from RefSeq and is a predicted model, not a curated record. Bases 614 to 1933 code for a protein of 439 amino acids. The transcript has 9 exons. NCBI's taxonomy places the organism in Eukaryota, Viridiplantae, Streptophyta, Magnoliopsida, Solanales, Convolvulaceae.
GACCACUUUACUGAAAAUCAAUCUUUACAUCCAUUAUAUAUAUAUAUAUACAUAUACAUGUAUAAUGUGUAGAUACAUAUAGAUAAAAGUUUGGGUUCCACCAAAACCAUGGAUAUUUGGGAUUCUAGUAGUAGUAAUAUUGCUGUCAUCACCUCAGAGUUCAUCACUUUCUAUUCUUUUGGCAGUGUUAGUGAUUGCAGUUCCUUAAAUUCAUCAUUCUCAGCUGCUUUGUCUCUUUCCUUUUCUGCUUUUCAAUGCCUCAAUUCCACCAUUUUUCUUGAAGGAGGAAGGGAUUAAUUGAUCACCCUUCUGAAUUCUGCAUUUCUGCCUGUUUUUUUUGUUGUUUGUUUAGUGUAAUCCAUACCUUUCUCUCUUUUCCCUUAAAGUUUGGAACUUUGUGGCAUUUGUUUGCAAGAAUGCCUUGUCUCUUUACUUUUCUGCUUUUCAAUGCCUCAAUUCCACCAUUUUUCUUGAAGGAGGAGGGGAUUAAUUGAUCACCCUUCUGAAUUCUGCAUUUCUGCCUGUUUUUUUUGUUGUUUGUUUAGUGUAAUCCAUACCCUUUCUCUCUCUUUUCCCUUAAAGUUUGGAACUUUGUGGCAUUUGUGUUGCAAGAAUGCUGUGUUCUUCCUUAUCUGGGCUGAUUCAUCAGGCAGCCAGGAUGGGUUCUUUGGAGAAUUUAUGCAGGUGUGGUUUUGAUGGUCGUCUUGGAUGUUGGAUUGGGAAUGAAAAACACAAGAAGAGGAGGCUGAGCAUUGCCCCUUGGAUUGCUUCUGCUCUUGCUGAAACCCGAAAUUCGUCUAGAGCUGAGCUCUAUGCAGAGGUUUUGAAAGAUGCUAGGGAAAAGUUUACACGGGAGGUAUCUUUGCGAACGAAGGAUAAAGAAAUAUCCCUAGCAAAGGCUUUGCUUUAUGUUGGUGCCGAAGAUGAGGUGUUCAUGGCUUUCAACCGGGAGAAGGAUGCUUACGCAGUCCAAAGUGAAAGUACGUCUCUGUUACCGUCCUAUACUCCAGAUUGGCAACACGUCGAGGCCAUGCCUCUUGCGGGAAAAAGUAUGAAUCAGUGGUUGGGCGAGCUGGAUGCAAUUGCACGAGAAGUCGAGGCAGAGCUAGUUUCGCGGGAAAUAGGGUGCCAUUUGAGUGAGGUUUUGGACGCGGUGAACAUAGUCCUUUUCGAGUUGAGAGGUUUCAAAAGGUCACAUGUGUUGGUAGAUUCCAAAGGUCUAUACCUGCACUCGGUAUUAGGCUCGGGAUCUUGCAGCGCGAUUUUGCUCAGUAUUGUUUAUAUUGAGGUUUGUCGAAGACUUAAUCUAACUGUUUUGGGAUCCCGAGUUGGGGAAGAGUUUUUGAUAUGGCCCCAGACAGGAAACCCCGAGGAGCUAUUCAAGAUUACUUGCGGGCACAGUUUGUUUGGUAUUGUUAACGGGAAGUGUGUGGAGGACCCUCGAUCGAAGGCCUCAGACAUAAAUAGCAAUUCACUUCUAGGACUCGAGGUUGCAACGAACCGAGAUAUAAUUGGAAUCGCUUUGGCCAAUUUGAUUAGGUUUCAUUGGAAACGUGCCUCGAGAGCAAACCAUGGUCUGAUGCUGAGUUCUCCGCUUAGGUCUGUUCGUGAUGCUGACGAAAGAUCUAGCAAGAACGACGUGGCUUCGAAUGUCCCCUUGUUACGACCUCAAGAUCUAAGGCUGGCUAUUAUGGCAUCAGAAAGAUUGCUUAUUCUGCAGCCACACAAUUGGGCUCUGAGACGAGACUAUGGCAUGAUGUUGUACUAUAGUAGGGAAUACGAGGCAGCUGUGCAGGAGCUUAGCAUCUGUAUGGCCUUCGCCCCUGAAGAGGAAGCAGAAGUUUUGGAGCCAUUCGUCGAGAAGUUGCAUCUGUUGCGCCUCGAAUCCUCGUGGAAGUCCCGGGGACAUAAAGGCCGGCUUACAGUUCCUUAACAGCGCUGAUCCAUUUGUAGAAUGUCGCGGUUUUCUGACAUGUUAAGCUUUCAGCAAGGCGUAGAAUUAGCCUUUCUGGUUUCUGUAAAUACUUCCUGUAGUUGUUGGAACCAUAAUGUCCAUGAGACAAUGAUGUAUGUAGAAGUAGAUCAGAUGAAGCUUAAAAAGCUAUCAGAUCAUAAUGUUAAUUCUCAGUUUCAUGUGAAGAAAUAACAGCCAUGGCAAAUGACCUUUUAAAGGGAAUUUCCUGUGUAUUUCUCAUGCUGAUGAUUUUGAGGAGAUGAACAUUGCAGUUUUUUGUUUUGUUUUUUUUAGUAAGAUACGAAAUGUAUGGUCAAAUAUUCAAUAUGA